Messenger RNA from Bactrocera oleae (olive fruit fly), 8864 nucleotides. RefSeq names its product Semaphorin 5c (gene Sema5c). Gene Ontology annotation, biological process: semaphorin-plexin signaling pathway; axon guidance; positive regulation of cell migration. Gene Ontology annotation, molecular function: semaphorin receptor binding; chemorepellent activity. The record is from RefSeq and is a predicted model, not a curated record. NCBI's taxonomy places the organism in Eukaryota, Metazoa, Arthropoda, Insecta, Diptera, Tephritidae.
UACAUACCUAUUAAGAAGUCUAUCGGUUAUUAAGCGAAAAAAAGUAAACAUUGCCACUGUCAAUAUGUGCACAUAAGAACAUACCUACAAGCUUUAUCUUCAAUUCGUUCAAUGUAAAUAUGUAUGGAUGCAUAGUUGAGUUUGACGAAUUAAUUAAUCUUUAAGUAUUAGAAUUGUUACGGUAUUGCAGUGGGUAAUGAGUGCUUGAUAAAGUUUUUAUUCGAAACAUAAUAAGUUUUCGCGUAUACAAAAACUAAGGACAAAUAACUAGAGGCAAGCUAGCAAUAUAGAUAGAAUCUAGAAAUGUCUGUUAAGAACCACGCAAAAACGUUCAGCUCAUUCGCGCGCCAUUAUACAUAUGUAUGUAUGUACAUGAAAGCUUUUGUUUCUUUACUGCAUAUCACCCCAAUGAAAGAGGCGCAACUGGAAUCCACUUGAUCGCAAGCAUCACGCGAACCCACUUAAUGAAUUCGAUUGCAGAAUAUAUUAAAUCAUUGACAAUACAGCGCACGUAUGGCGCUUUAACAAACAUACAUGUCUCUGUCCAUACGUAUUUGCAUGUGUAUGUGUUUGCAUUUGACGGAAGGCAACACAGCCAGCAAAAGGUAGUAGGCGGCGGGUGGUUGUUAGCACAUACAUUUAGUGUGUAAUUCCACAUUCGAUCGCCAACAUUGAAAGUCUUUGGGUGACGCUGGUACUUGCCUUUCGCACACAAAUUUCACUGAAAGCACAACAAAACGCGUGAAAGUGAGGUAGUGGGAAGAACGCUGAAGAAACAGUAAAAUUUUGCCGAAAAGUAUAAUACCAAAAACAAAAACUCCAAAAAAACAACAAAUAAUAAAAGCUGAUCGCAGUGCAAGCAUUAUAUUGCCUUAUCAUAUCGACAUCUAAAGCAACAUUAGACAAUUAGUAAGCAAACAAAAAAGCAACAACAAGAGCAAUAAUAUAACAACACAACUAUGUCAAACGAAACAACAACUACAGCAACAACACAAAAAGCAGUCGAUGAGAUUGAUAAGAUACGUCUCAAUCUAGCCGAUGAUUGGAAAGUGCUGGGCACCGUCUAUCAAUUGUUGAAUAAUGAGAAAGCGUUUUGUGUGACCGAUGACGACCGCGACGCGGUAAAAAUUGUCGACUUUAAGCAGCCGGACGAAAUGAAGCAAUUGAUUGACCUCAGCAUCGAUGAGCACAAAACACAUAGCAUAGAAGAGAUAAAGGACUUGUGUCGGCUGGUAAUUAAAUAUUCAGUAAAAACCAAUCAUGGCCGGUUUCAUAAUCAGCUGUUCGGUCAAAUGGAUCCAUAUGGUUUGAUGGGGCAAUGGAUCACCGAUGCGCUCAACGCAAGCGCUUAUACGUAUGAAGUAGGCCCUGUCUUUACGCUGAUGGAAACGGAAAUCAUACGUACCGUUUGCCAAUUGGCUGGUUAUAUUGAAGGUGAUGGCAUCUUCUCACCUGGUGGCUCCAUAUCUAAUAUGUAUGGCCUUGUCUUAGCUCGCUAUAGUCGUCACCCUCAAGUGAAGACAGCUGGCAUGUUUGGCAUGCGUCCACUUGCUCUCUUUACAUCUGAAGAGUCACAUUACAGCUUUGUUAAAGCCGCGCAUUGGCUGGGUCUAGGUGCCGAUAAUUGUGUUGUUGUCAAAACAAAUGAACGCGGUCAAAUGUUAACAAACGAUUUGGAGGCUAAAAUUUUGAAAGCGCAAGAGUCGGGAUGUGAGCCGUUUUUUGUGAAUGCUACCGCUGGCACCACCGUGUUGGGAGCGUUCGAUGAUCUCAAUGCGAUAGCGGAUGUGUGUGAAAAAUAUGGCUUGUGGUUGCAUGUGGAUGCAUGUCUUGGCGGUUCUGCGCUGCUCUCUUAUCGAAAUCGUCAUUUGUUAGCCGGUCUCGAUCGCACUAAUUCUUUUGCCUGGAAUCCACAUAAAUCACUCGGCGCACCACUGCAAUGCUCACUCUUUUUGACACGCGAGCGUGAUCUACUCACACGUUGUAAUAGCAUACAGGUGAACUAUCUCUUUCAGCAGGAUAAAUUUUACGAUGUAUCCUAUGAUACAGGCAAUAAGAGUAUACAGUGCGGACGUAAAAUUGAUGCUUUUAAAUUUUGGUUAAUGCUGAAGGCGCGUGGUUACGGCUGUUUCGGACGUUUGCUUGAUCAUUCCAUAGAUAUUUCGAAAGUUCUGGUUGAGAAAAUCAGGCAACGUGGUAGCGAACGCUUUCGCUUGGUUUUGGAAGAUAACCAAUAUAUGAAUGUUUGUUUUUGGUACAUACCAAAGGCGCUGAGGGGACUAAAAGAAACGCCGGAGUGGCGAGAGCGUUUAUAUACGGUCGCACCCAAGAUUAAAGAGCGUAUGGCUUAUAGCGGUACCGUGAUGAUCGGUUAUGCGCCAUUACAAUAUCGUGGCUUGGGUAACUUUUUCCGCAUGGUAUUUACUUGUUUCCCAGUGCUAGAGGAAGCAGAACUAGAUUUUAUUUUGAAUGAAAUCGAGCGCUUGAGCGAAGAGUGUGAGUAUUAAUCGGUGAUAGUUUAGUUAUUUCAUUACAACUACAACUAAGACUAUUUCAUAAGUUUUAUUUUAGUGUCUAUUUCAUUUUUUUAAUUUUAUAUGAAGUUAAAUAAAUAAUAAAAUAUAUGAAAACUUUUAUGUAACUUUAUUGACUUUAUUGCGGUAAUGAGGAUAAUAGACAUGUGACAAGAAGAGUUUUUACAUGGAUUGUUCUGGGUAAUGUUUAUUUUAAUUCAGUGUAAGUUUUUUUAAGUAAAUUUUCCAGAAAUGUUUUGUAGCUGAAUUAAUUUCAAACUAGCUUACAUCAUAUAUUACGUAAGUAAUACCAAAUUUAUAAUACGUACUUUUCUUACGUUUCGUAACUCGUAAAUACUUCAAUCUAUGGUAAUCGGUCACAUGAAAUAAAUUGCACGGAACCCAGUGCCUGGAGUUAAAGAACAUUAAAAGUAUGAAGUAAAGUAAUGAGAAAAGCAUACGCUUAGGAAAAAAUAGAACAAAAAGUUAGUAAGUACAGAAAAUUAAAGUGCUGACACAAAUCCUUAAACAUAAUCAACAACACAGAGCAACGGAAGGCUAAUAUUGCAAUAUGCAACGUUCUCAAAAAUUCAAAGCCAAAGCCGAAGCGAAACGGACGAAAGUGCGAAAGAACUCCAUCACGGUAACCGAAAUGUAAACAAACUCAAUAAAGCAACAGCACGAUAAAUCGACGGUGCAAAGGCAGAAACUCAAAUGAACUUUUGCUGAACUUGAAUGCAAUGUAAACAAACUUUGCUAAAUACGAUAGAUGGCGAUAGCGACGGCGCAGGUGGAUAAGGGGGAGGUAACGACGCGGUAGCGAAAGAACAAGAUGCAAACGUUGCGCGCAGUAAAUCAACAUGCAAAAACCACAAAAAACAAAUACCAAGAAGUAGAACAAACUAAGAAGAGCGAAGAAUGAAGAAAAAUCAAAACAGCGAGGCACUUUCAAUGACAGAUGAAGUGAAACGGGAUAUGCAUUUGCAUAAAUUGAAUGUGCAUGCAGAAAUUAAUAGUUGGCGAAACGUCGCGAAAAAGAACGAAAACUAAGUGUACAAUGUGUACAUAUAUAAAAGUGCAAAAAGUGAAAAGGAAUAACGCGUUGUGGCUAUCAUAAACCACAAUUGGCAAAAAUAAUAAAAAAUAGUGAAAUUAAGCAAAUGUGCGCGGUAAUGAAUCGGAGCGAUUGGUACGCGUUGAGCCGUCAAACCGUCAACCCGUCCGUCGCACUCCAUGCUCGUGCAAAGUGGUCGUGCAUGCUUAAUAAGUGCGCUCAUUGGAGGCAUGUGUUGGAAGCAUGUUGAGCAGCAUAAAGCUUGUGGCACUUUCUACAGUUGGUGUGCAGAUUCUGUUAUCCCAGCUAUGGCGCUCGCGUCUUCACUCUGGCUCCACAUUCGCUAACACAGUAUGUAUGCCAACAACACACUCCAUCAGCAGCCAGUGAUCACGACCACAGAGUGAGUUGUAAAGUUUUGCAAAGCGCUGAAUUCAGUCUCGUUUUGACUCUUUCGUUUGUGUGACGUAGUCUCGUUGGCGAUCGGUUGAAGCGCGUGCUUUCUUGUCGGUAUACAAAUAUUUUUGUUUACAUAUUACGAGCUUUUAUUAACAUACGACGUUUUACUGGAGCGCAAAAAAAAAUUAAUUGAAAUAAUAAAUUAAAUGCGAACAUUUUAAAACUAUUUAGUUUUUAUAAAUUGUGUGCGAAUUUUUUUAAAUAAUUAGAAAUUAAUACUAAUACGAGUAUGUAAUUCUGGACUGCCUUUUUCAACUGCCAAACGGUUGUGUGUGAAUUUGUUUGAGUGAAGCUUGUUUAAACAUUAAAGAAUCGGUGUGGAAAAAACAACUCAUAAAACGAACGGAGUAAAUAAAUUGUAAGCUAAAAUUAUAUUUUUUUUGCUCUGAGCUAUGUGCGUUAAUUUUUCAUUCAUUCGAACAGUUUAAAAAGAAUAAAAGAAACCGGUCAAUCGGCGCGCCGAACAUUUGCUAAGUUUAUUAACGUUUCUACACAUUAUUAACUACUUCUACUUAUGAACUUAUAACCGAAUACGACAUCGCGUUUUUGGCAUGCGGAUAAUUAUUUAUUUUGUUAUUUGUUGUUGGCGUUGCCAAAGAGUGGCGUGUUUUCUUAAAUCCGGAUAUUAAAAAUUCGUGAACAUGAAAAAAAUUGUGCAAAAAAUGGAAUGUACCCAUAAUUAAAAUCGCAUAAAAAUUAUUUAUUAUUAAUAAAAAAAACUUUUUUCGCUGCAAAGACAUAAAAAAGUUUCGUGCGAAAAUUUGAAAUCUUGAGAACAUUUUCUUGUGAGCUUACUUGCUGUGAAUUAAAAGUGCAGCACUAAAUUUAAAGGUAAAGAAUUUCUCAUGAAAGAACGAACUAAUACGAAUUACUAAGUGUUAAAUAAAUUAAUUAGUUGUUAUAUCGAGAAUCUUCUUCUAUAUGCUCUAGAAGAUUAUAAAAUUGUUUGCAUAUAAAAUGUUUUCGAAGUGCUGCAAUUAUUAUUAAUCGUUAAAAUAUAAACUAACGAAGACAAGAAGCUUAAUAGAGGAUUUUUAAAAGCAUGCUAAUCCUGAAAUUCCAUAAAAUGUUAACACAUUUAUUAACAUUGCUGUUGCUGACAGUUCUACUCUGUCUGCAACAGUGCAUCAACGCUUACCGCCAUAAGGCGGCCAAUUACGAACUUUUGGACAAUGACUCCCGUUUUAUAUCAUAUCAAGAUUUAAUGUCGACUUCGAAACGUUUCAACGAUCCAAAUACGACUUAUUAUUCACAAAUGUUAUUUGAUGUGGCGCGAAAUCAAGUUAUCGUCGGUGCACGCGACUCAAUUUAUCGCAUGUCCUUCGAUUUGGAGCCACUGGAACGUGCCGUUUGGGCAGCGCCGCCCGAACAGAUUGGCAUUUGUCAGGUAAAAGGCCAGUCGGAGCGUUUGUGUCGCAACUAUGUGCGCGUACUCCAAAGCUACGGUGAGAAUCAAUUGUACGCGUGUGGGACGAACGCCUUUCAGCCGCAAUGUUCAUGGCGCCAGAUGGAGAAUCUUACGAUUGUAGCCUAUGAUAACGGUGUGGGAAAGUGUCCCUUUAAUCCGCAUUCAAGCAUCACGAGUCUAAUGUCCAGCACGGAUAAAAUGUUUGUGGGCACCGCGACCGAUUUCUCAGGUGGCGAUCCGGCGAUUUUGCGCACCGAAGUGCAGCCGAAGAAAAUCUUCGGUUACCGACACAUUGUGCGCACGCAACAGUACAACAACAAUUGGCUGAAUAAUCCACAUUUUGUGGGCAGCUUUGAGGCGGGCAAUUUCGUUUAUUUUCUCUUCCGCGAACCGGCUGUGGAGUACAGUAGCUGGGGCAAGAUUAUCUACUCGCGCAUUGCCAGAGUUUGCAAAAAUGAUGCCGGUGGCGACCAAAUUUUGAAGAAUAGUUGGACCUCCUUUGUUAAAGCGCGUUUGAAUUGCUCGUUACCCGGUGAAUAUCCAUUUUAUUUUGAUGAGAUACAGGGCAUGACUUACUCAGCUGAUGAGGAUGUGCUCUAUGCGACCUUUACGACACCAGCCAAUAGCAUACACGGUUCAGCGGUCUGUUCCUACAAUCUCACGUCUAUUAAUGCCGCAUUCGACGGUCCAUUCCGCUAUCAGGAUUCUGCCGAUUCCGAUUGGCGCAUAGUAGACAUGCCACACCGUAGCCAGUUUCAAUGCGAAACGCCAUCUCCGGACAUGCGUUACAAACGUCUGCUUGAGUCUUCGAAGUUCCAACUGAUGGCUCACGCCGUGCAGCCGAUGACCGAACAACCGUUGUAUUAUUCCAAAUUGGAACGCUUCCAGCACAUUUCUUUGGACACUCUGCAAACGAAAACCGAAAAAGUGCACGUGCUGUUCGUUUCGACCGAUGACAAGCGUAUCAAGAAACUUUCCGUGAAGCAUCAGCUCGAGGAGCGACGCGCGCAAACAUGUCUGAUUGAAGUCUGGCAGUCAGCGGAAUAUAAUGGUGCUGAUGGUGAUAUUUUGAAAAUGGAAUACUUGAAAGUGACCGAAUCGCUUUAUCUCGGAACCGAACAGGCGCUAAUACGCAUACCGGCACAACGUUGCAGUCGCCAUGUGUCGCAGAGCAGCUGCUUAAAUGCUAUGGAUCCUUAUUGUGGUUGGAAUGAGUUGAUUGAGCGUUGCACGCCACAGGAGCUGGUACAACAAUUGAACAAAUUCUGGCUGCAACCGGACACUUUGCAGUGUCCCAUUUUAAAUGCGCCUAUCGAUGGCGCUUGGUCCACCUGGUCUGAAUGGUACAAUUGCAAGAAGCACGGCGAUGACGAUGGUAAUUGUAUGUGCCGCACGCGCGAAUGUAACAAUCCACAACCGCAAAAUGGUGGACGCAGCUGUGAUGGUAUCACGACAGAGGUAACAAACUGCACGGUACAUGGUGAUUGGACCAAUUGGUCGGAAUGGUCUGCAUGCUCACAAACAUGUGGUAUAGCGGUGAAGACGCGUCGACGCACGUGCGGCAAUCCAAAGCCAGCGCAUGGUGGACGCACCUGUGUCGGUGAUGAUCAUCAAGAAAUGUAUUGUCGGCAUUUGCCACCUUGCCCCACGCCCAAGCUGCAAGCCAUCGACGGCGGUUGGGGUCCAUGGGGUGUGUGGAGCGAAUGUAGCACACAAUGCGGUGGCGGCUUUCGCAUACGACGCCGUGAAUGCAACGAUCCGGUGCCACAGAACGAUGGUCAGGAGUGUCCUGGCUGCGCUAUCGACUACGAAGUCUGCAAUGUACAUGCCUGUCCCGAAGUAAAGAAAUUGAGUUCGUGGACACCUUGGUUGGUGGAGUACAAUGAUAGCCGCAAGAGUACCGAAACAAGCGGCACAUAUGUUGAGCGUCGCUUCAGAUACGUCUGUCGUGGCAGCACCACAGAUGUGAAUAGCUUGCGCAUAGCACUGGCUAAAGAAGAGACACGCACUUGUCAUGCGGAUGGUAGCUGCCAGCGUCAUCAUGAAGUAUAUGGCGCAUCGGUGGCAUUAGCGGGUUCGCCUGCAGUAUCUGAGGAACGCGAAGAACAUGGUGAAUGGGGUCCUUGCAGCGUUACCUGUGGCGGCGGUUUGCAAUAUCGUUUGCACGACGUUUCUGGCAGUGGCAAGCAUCGUGGACGUCAUGCCACACAGGCACGCGUCUGUAAUAUACAAGCUUGUGAAGAGGCGGCGGUGGUACCGGCGACAAACCUCAAUGAAGUGGUGCAGAUGCAUGAAUGGAGCUGUUGGACGGAUUGGUCGCCUUGUUCGGUUACAUGCGGCAUGGGUUUAAGGCGACGUACGCGUCGCUGCUUAGGCGGUCACGAUAAACUGUGCAGUGGCAAAGCGAUUGAGGAGGAAAAGUGCGCGAUGGCGCCUUGUACUGACUUUAUUGGCUGGAGCACGUGGAGCCCCUGGUCGGAAUGCUCAAGUGAGGGCAUACGCAUAAGACAUCGCAAGUGUAUGGUGGAUAUACCAUCAGCGUCCGAGUGUCGUGGUGCAGAAUUCGAAAAGACCGCUUGCGUGCCGAAUGAAUAUGAAGCCUUGCGCCUUUCCUCCAGCACCUCCUGGCCCUGGAUCAUACUACUCUGUUCCAUAAUCUACGUAAUCACCAUAAUCGGCACAUUCUAUUUGACCAAGCGUUUCAUAAAACCUGUCGAUUUGGCGUUGAAUAAGAAUAACACGCCGGUUGCGCCCAACUAUGAUUCUUAUGCCAAUCAGUAUUCCAGCUUACCCACAAAAGAUUCUUUAAAUUUACAGAUCUACGAGGUGCGCCCGAAAGUGAAGCGGCAGUCCAGCUUCAAUAUGUGCUCACCAUCACCGUCGAAAAGCUGCAACACUGGCACGCUGACGCGCAACAAUAUGGCGCACAAUCACACGCCCAAAGUAUUGGCGAAGACCUAUAAUGACUGCGAGACGGGCACCCUGAAGAGGAAUUCACAUCAGCUGAAUAAUUACCGCUCGAAUAUCGACGAUGAGAAGUUCUAGUGUUGGUAAGCUGAAUUCGUGCGCCAAAACGGGUGGCGCGCCUGAAAAAGCAGCAGCUGCAAAUACACACGCCCGCUGGUGCCUAGUGGGCGCUGAGAGCUUUGGAGCCUGGCAAGCUUGUGUGCCUUUCAUAAAUUAAGUAAACUCGUACCUUUGGUCGCGCAAAUGUGCUCUAUGCUGCCUGUCAGCUAAUUAAGACGCGUCUUAAGCUAAACACAUGCGCACAUACAUAUGUAUGUGGCUUAAUUAUCUAACUACUUCUAUUUCUUCUGAAUAUGAGACUCAUUGUGGAACAUUGCAUAGUAUCAUUUUGCGUGCCAUCAGAGCGCUAAGUCUGCCACAAAACAGAAAAGUGUAGUAAUUUAAAGCAAAACAAAAAAAAAAA